UAGAAUAAUAGGUAGUGUCACUUCGAGAGGCGAUAAUUUUAAUAUACGACCAUCUUAUUUUAUAACUAGGUACCUAACUAUUUUYAAGYUGUUUAGUCGUCAAUAAGCGCGUCUAAGUAAUAACAUACCGCAACAGRUAAUACUUUCCUAUGGUGACAUUUUUUUUCGGCCAGUGACAGAAGACAAGUGUGGCUGACAUGUGGAGAAACAACGCGAAUGCGCAGGUGGCGUACGCCGUGCUGCUGUUGAUCGGWGCGGUGGUCGUGGACAACGUCGGGGCGUCCACUAAAUACACGCUGCUCGGCAAGAACCAAAUCGAAGUGACCACGUCGACGAUGACGUGCAAGAACGGCAAUCCUUCCUCGGUGACCACUGGCGUGAAGGGCGAACUGUACGCGCUGUCGACGACCAGGACGAAUUUCUCGGGCGACAAGUGGAAGAGGCGGAUGGCCGAGCUGGACAGGGAGGCGGACGAUGAACAGGGACACGUGGUGGCGUCCGUUUUCGGCGGGCCCAUCGAAACGUGGAACCUGGUGCCRCAGCACCGGAGCGUCAACAGGAAAAUAAACGCGCAAAGCAGCCUGCUAAACCGCUGGGACGAGUUCGAAAAGUGGACGCGUGAACAGCUGGGCAAAAAGAACGGCGCCCCGGUCAAGUUCGCCAUCAAGAUAAAGUACGCGGCCAAUAACGGAUGCAGACCCAUCGGUUUCGAGAUCGACGCCACCAGCAAGGCGGGACCUGGGUUCCAAGGGAAAUUCGACAACGGCCCUUACGGUGCUUUCGCCAUCACCAGCAAAAAAUCGUCGAAGAAAAAGCCGUGAAGCACAGACGGAACCCAAACCUAUGAGCCGCCAACCAUGCGAUUUCCGUCAUGAUUACUGGUUCACAAUAUUUAUUUCAUAAUAUACUAAAAUUUUAUUUUAUAUUUAUUAAAAUUGCAUUACCUUAAAAGCCUCAUUUUUGCACUCAAUAUUGAAUAUUAUUAGUCUAUUUGCAUAUAAAAAAAAAGUAUUUGAGUUAGAACUUUGAAACUUUUAUUGGUUAGGUGGGUUCGGGCCCUGGGGUAUUGAAGAAACAUUAUAUACGUAUUUCAACGAAUUUUUGUUUCUACUACACUGGUUUUAAUAAAUACAAGUUACAAACAUA
Diuraphis noxia (Russian wheat aphid) is the source of this 1146-nucleotide messenger RNA. RefSeq lists its product as uncharacterized. Lineage: Eukaryota; Metazoa; Arthropoda; Insecta; Hemiptera; Aphididae. The record is from RefSeq and is a predicted model, not a curated record.